Symbiodinium sp. CCMP2592 is the source of this 5169-nucleotide messenger RNA. Lineage: Eukaryota; Dinophyceae; Suessiales; Symbiodiniaceae. The record is from the annotation of a GenBank genome assembly.
AUGGAGAACUUGGAGCCGCUGGCCAAAGACGAAGGAGUCAAGAAGCCCGGUGCCUCGCUCACGGAGUACUUCAAGCAGCUGAAAAAGAAGCAUCGGGGUGGCUACGAGGAGGGGGACGACCGGCGCAUCGUUCCAGCGCACGAGUUCGUGGCUGCCGAAAACCCGGCCGAGGUCCUGAUCAAAGCGCACCAGUUGAACCUCGACGCCCCCGGCUCCGAGCCGCUCCGAGGCCAUCCGUUCACCACGCAGGAGAUCCGAGACUUCUGCGGCGACCUCAAGGUGCUCGGGAAGGGGGAGCUGGCGCAGCUCCUCAAGUGGCGCACGAAGCUUCUCCGAGAGCAAGAGAAGAAGGAGCGAGAGGCACAGAAGAAAGCCAACGAGGAUCCCAGCACUUUGGCGCUCCGGGCCAAAGCCAAGGUCCAGGCCACGCAGGCUGCAGCCAAGAAGGCCGUGGAUCGGGGCCUGGCUGCGGACGUGGACGAUGCCAUCGCCAAGUUCCUCGAUGGCGGCGAAGAUGCAGAGCUGAAAGGCGCGGCCGCUGCGGCGGCGGAGGAGGCUAGCACUGAGGAUGAGGAGGAGGACGAUCGGCUGGAGCAGCAGCUGAAAGACCAGAUCGAGAAGCGCCGCAAAGAAGACCGCAAGGAGGCAAAGCGGAUGAUGGACCGGCAGCGGAAGCAGGAGUGGCGGAAGAAGAUGAGUUUGGCCACCGGCCGGGGAACCCCCGACGAUGCCUCCGAGCUCUUCAAAGUCACGGACAGGUCCGUGCAGGCUCUGCAGGAGGACUCGGCGCUUCCCGACGAUUGCAUUAGCGAGGAUCUCUCCGAUGAGCCCAAGGAGGUCCAAGAGAGCAGUGACUCCGAAGCCGACGACGAGAUGGACCGGCUGGCGCGGAUGGAGGUGGACCUGGCCUUGGACCACGAGCUCCGAAAGGCCGAGCUCCUCCACAAGCAUCGCAACUCCACGCAGCGGGCCGCGCGAAAGAAGAAGGAGACUCGACGGCAGCGCGUGAUGCAGGCUUGGGCCGGUGAGCUCACGGCCUUCAACGACGCCUUGCAGGGCGAGGCCAAGGCCCAGGCGUUGGAGACUGCGGAUCAGGAUGCCUUGGAAGACGGCUCGGGCUCGGACAGCGAGGAGGACUUGAAGGCUCUCCGGGACUUUCAAGCGAAGCUGGAAAAGGCGGAGGACAGCGACGCAGAGGGCUUGGAUGCCGAUGCCCUUGCAGCGCUUGCCGAGGGCCCAGACGGGGCGGAGGAGGAGGGCGGCAACCAUCCAGUGGAAGACUUUCAAGGAUCCGCUCCCCGCAAGAAGGAUGCCAAGGAGAAGCUUCAGAAGGGCCGCGAGCAGCGCUCGCAGGGCCGCCAGCAGGCCUUGGAAGAUGGGGCUGGCGAGACCGCCCUGGUGCCCGUGGACGAGGAGGAGGUGACUCGCGGCGAGCACCGGGCCUUCCGUUGGUUUAGUCAGGACAUCUUCUCGGGCCUCGCCUCCAAGCCUCGAGGAGCUCAGGAGUUGGAGGAGGCGCUUGCAAGGGUUGGGGCCGGGCGUUGCCGGGUGCUUUGGCAGUUGCGCACCGCGAGUGCCUUUGCUUUUGUUUCCGGGCUCGAGGGAAGGGGACGGCUCUCCAAAGGCCAUCUUGCAGCCCGCCUGCGGCGGCCCUUAGAAGACUUCGAGAUGCUGCUAUCCGUGGCGCUAGCGCUGGCUUGGCGCUGCCUGGCGGCCGAGGCGGCCCCGGUGACCUUCAAGGUUGGUUUCGGUGAGCCCGUGGCUUCCGUUGGGCCGCAUCUUGCUGGGAGCUUUCAAGGCUGGGACCCGGCGACGACAAGUCUCGCAGAUAGUGAUAUGAAUGGGAUUUACGAGGUGACCAUGGACUUGGCUCCCGGUUCCUACGAGUUCAAGUUUCUAAACGGCAACUCCUGGGACCAGGCAGAAGCCGUGCCCUCCAGCUGCAGCGAGGCUACUAGCGGCAUGAUGAACCGCAUUGUCGUCGUGGAGGAUGCAGACGCACCGCUGGAAGUGCACGUCUGCUUCCAGGAGUGUCUACCCUGUGCUGCACUGCCGGCUUGCAAGAUGUUCAACUGCCCGCCUGGCCUCGUGCUCCGGGGAGGCAGGUUGGACGUGCCCGGAGCAUCCUCCGCAUGCUGUGAGGCCGUGGAGGAAGGGAAGGGUGCCCUUGUUGUGCGCAGCUCGGCCUUCUCCGAUGGAAAUUGGGCAGAAUUCUGGAUGAAUGGAGUGCUGCUCUACGGCACUGGCACUCGUGGCUUGACAGUUCUGGAGCUGGAAGAUGACUUGGUGAAGCAUGCUGAAACCUUUGACACUUACCUCAGCUCCAGUGACUUGGAAGGCUACUUGUCCUCUGUGGCGGUGGGUAACUUGGUCUUGAUGGGUAUCGUCGAUGAGGGCUCCGCGCAGCUGAGUGUUGCGGCGAAGGCAUUGAUCGCCAGCUGCGGAGCCCAAAAGAUCGAGGAAGUGGCUUUCAGGAGCUCGUACGCACUCAUCGGCCGGAAAGGUGGGUCCGAAGCGCUGUCAGAGGUGGUCCUGCCAGAAUUCGCCGGGACGAGUGUUGCAGUUGCGCAGGUGACAUUGCAAACUACCACGACGACCACUCUAGCCCCAUCGCCCGUAUCACCAGUUGCUUUCUGUGACAUGAAGGUGGCAGAACCUCCCAUGUCGGGGAAGUUGGCGUUGGAUGGAAACUUGGAGCUGGAUGCUGGAUGCCGAUUCCGCGUUUGGGAAAGCCCCGAGAUCGCCAGCUGCCUAGAGGGGACUUGGGUCGUGGUCACCGGCUCCUCCAACGCCCUCUUGAUCUUCAACACGCUUUUAAUGCUGCUUGCUCCGGCAGAGGCGGAUGUCCAGCGAAGCGGCCGCUUCGGGGGUGCGCAUCUUCUGGAUGCGGUGGUGGAAGAUGGCCAGAUCAUCCAUUAUCGAACGGUGCGAUCCUCAGAAGCCUCCUGCAUCCAGAGCACUCCGACGGGCGGCCAGAACGAGACCGAGUGCAAGCGCAUUUAUGCCUCUGCCUUGCAGGAGGCUCCCCAGCCCAACGGAAAAAGGGUCCGAGUCACCAUGUUCCUGUCCUUCUUCUGGGCGAGGACCGGUACAGCGGUGGAUCUCAUCGAAGGCGAUCAGGCUUGGGCCGGUGCUGAUGUGGCGAUGGUCGUGCAGGUGGUGGCAUGGUACGUGGUCUGCAAUGGCAUCAAGUUCACAGGAUGCCCACGUAGCAACCUUAUAGACCUGGAGGAAGGAUUGGUGAAGUCCAUGUUCGUGGCAGAGAUGGGGGCCGUGCUGGAUCGAAUGACACCUUUCUGCGCGCCAGGGGGUCGUGCCGGACAUCGGGGAUGUGCUGUUGCCACGAACUCUUGGAGUGAUCCCGGUCCCACAUUGAUGGCGAUGUUCCAAGGUUACAACAGUGAGGUCGUUGAGGCCAUGCGACCACUGCGUUCGGCCACCUUCCGUUCGGUGGACAUCUUCGCGCUGGGGGGCUCCAUGCCCGGAGAGACUCUCCAGGGCCACGGAAGUCAGAUCUUGCACAUUUGGACCUGGCAGGCUUUGCUGGGAGGCUUCUGCUCGGCUGCGUCUGCCACGCCUGGAAGCCAGAUUCAGUUCCAGGGGCCCGUUUGCUGGAGACGAGACGCAAGCCUGGACUCCUGCACUGCUUACACCAGAACGGUUUUGUGGCAGUGCAUGAACAGCAUGCUCUGCAGCCACCGGCUGCUGGACAAGCCCUCCACCACCACCACUGCCAGAAGCGAGACCACGACGACAGAGGGGAAUGAGAAGGUCUUCCUUCCAGUCGAUGGGGGUGAGAACCGUGCUUGCCGUGGGCAGGCGCCGGGUGACAACAAUGCCAGUUACUACACGGUGGUGUCCGGCAUAACUUCUUUGGCGGCCUGCCAGAAUGAGUGCAUCCGCUCGCGAGCGGAGGCCUGCGUUGGCAUCGAGCACAGCGGCUCCCGCUGCGAAGUCUGGACACGAAGAGCUGGCAUUGGAGCCUCCAUUCAGCUCACCGGUUUCACGUGCCUGAGCUACGGAACUGUCACGACGACCACCACGACCAGCACCAGGAGCCUCUCCUCUCUUUUCGAGCCUGUGGACGGUGGAGUAGACCGUGCCUGCCGUGGGGCCUCCAUCGGCGACAAUGCUCCCGAAAACUAUGUGGUAGUUCCAGGUGUGCUGAACCUGGGCGAUUGUCAGUACGAGUGCAUGCAGGUGGCUACUUGUGUGGGGGUGGAGUACAGCUUGGGCAGAUGUGAAGUGUGGACCCGCCCAGAGGGUAUUCAGGCCAGCCUGGUACUGAGCGGCUUCACCUGUCAGCGUCUGAAAGCAGCCCGCCUCCGCCGCCUGGAGCAAGAGAAGCGAAAGAUCAAGCGGAAGAAGGACAUGGAGCGCCUGGAAAAGCUUGGGAUCAAGCCCAAGAGCAAGCAGAAGGAGGAGGAGAAGGGCAGCCUGGAGGUCGCUCCCCUGGAGGCUCCCAAGUCGAUCGUGUCCAGCGGGUUCAGCAAGCCUUCGGACCCCCGGGAGCUUGCCGAGACCAUGGCGCUGGGCUCUCUGCUCGUGGAGUCCAAGAAGUCCAGGAUGGAGCUGCUGGAUGCAGCCUACAAUCGCUGGACCUUCGAUCCCAACGAGGCCUUGCCGGUCUGGUUCACCGAGGAGGAGGAGAAGUACAACAAGCCUGAGUUGCCCAUCUCGAAGGAGGCCAUGGCCCAGUUCCGGGCCAAGCUGCGGGAGAUCAAUGCCAGGCCUAUUCGAAAGGUCGCCGAGGCACGGGCUCGGAAGAAGCGGCGCCUGUCCAAGAAGCUCGAGAAGCUGCGAUCCACGGCCAUGGCUCUGUUUGAGACGACAGACAUGAGCGAGACAGCCAAGGCGCGACAGAUGCGGAAGGCGGUGAACAAGCUCGCGAAGCAGGACCAGCGAAAGGUCACGACGGUGGCCAUCAAGAAGGGAGGAGGAGGACACCGCCUUGACAAGAAGGCACCGAAGGGUGCCAAGGUGAAGGUGGUGGACAGGAGGAUGAAAGCAGAUCUUCGUGGCCAGAAGAAGGCGCAGAAGAGGAAUCCUGGCCGAUUCAAGUUGCAGCAGCGGAAGAUGCAGCAGAAGAUCAACAAAGGGAAGAGGAGAGGCAAGGGGGACAAGGGCGACAAGAAAGGCAAGCGCCAGCGUACGGGUGGAGCUGAGUAG